AGAAGGAGGGAUAGAGGAGAAGGACUGAGCCUGAGCGGGAAGGGGGUGUUUGCUUAGAAAAGCAGGGGUUUAAUUUACAGAAACUAAGAUCCAGCUUUUUGAUGCCCUCAUGAUUUUUGUUUUUUCUUUUUCAGUCGUUCUUCUCUACACACGUGUGGGUAACAUUCCAUCUCUCGCAUGCCUCCAGGGUCUGGUUACUCUGAAAAGAAGAGGAUCCUGGGGUAAGAGAUACAGAGACCCCUGGGGCUGUGAGCUGGAUGCGGAGCCUAUCUCACAAUUGGUUUGGGAGGUCCGGAAAUCCCAGCAAACUGUACAGAGAGAAAAGCCUAUCUUGAGCUGAGAAUUCAUCAUGAGUGAAUCAGCCAGAAGGAGGACAACUCACCUUUCAGAAACCAGGCUUGCCUGUCAGCCCUGGCAGGGAUAUUCUGUGUGCCUCCAGCAAUCUUUGUGGUGACUUCAAGCAGAGAUGAGAAUGUCACGGGUUAGAAGAAGCAAAUGAUUUGUCCAUCAGCCAUUUUGUAAGAGGUUGAUCCAGAAUUUCAGCUCAGGCCUUGGGACUCCAAAGACCCUGCAUUUUGCUAGUACACCAAAGUAUUUCUCUCCAAAUCCCAAAUUAAUAAGAACAGCCACCAUUGAUUAUGCCAAGCACUGUGCUACAUGCUCAUCAUAAAUUAUUCUCUAAUCCUAACAAAGGCAACAAAGACAAGACGACCCUAAGAGACAGGCAGGUGUUGACCUGAGAAUUCUGUGUCAGCUUCCUGAGGCCUCUUCCACCAUGCAGAGGCUGAUGAGGCUCCAAGUCCUCUGGGGCAUCCGCAAAUCCUACCAUGGUUUUCACCCUGCCCCUUGGUACCUCUGUUGCCGGUCUUUAUCAGGAGCUGGAACCCUGAGAUGGAAUGACUACGAUAGACCUAAGGAAUUUAACUUUGCAAGUGAUGUCCUGGACUAUUGGACUCAAAUGGAGCAGGAGGGCAAGAGAGGUCCAAAACCAGCCCUGUGGUGGGUGAAUAAUCAAGGUGAUGAAGUGAAGUGGAGUUUCAGAGAGAUGACAGACUUAUCCCGCCGUGCAGCCAACGUCUUCACCCAGACCUGCGGCCUGCAGCAGGGAGACCGUCUAGCCUUGAUCCUGCCUCGAGUGCCCGAGUGGUGGCUGGUGGUCAUAGGCUGCAUCCGAGCAGGAAUAAUCUUCAUGCCAGGAACCACCCAGAUGAAAGCCAAGGACAUUCUCUACCGAUUACAAGUGUCUAAAGCCCAGGGCAUCAUGACCACAGAUACCCUUGCCCCAGAGGUGGAUUCCCUAGUUUCUGAGUGUCCUGCUCUGAAAACAAAGCUCCUGGUGUCUGAUCAUAGCCGUCACGGGUGGCUGGACUUCCGAUCGCUGAUUAAAUCAGCAUCCCCAGAUCACACCUGUAUUAAGUCAAAGACGCUGGACCCAAUGGCCAUCUUCUUCACCAGUGGGACAACAGGCCUUCCCAAGAUGGCGAAACACAGUCAUGGACUUGCCUUGCGAUCCUCUCUGCCUUCAUGCAGGAAAUUUCUACAACUGAAGACAUCUGAUGUCUUGUGGUGCAUUUCGGACCCAGGCUGGAUUCUGGCUGUCUUGGGGUGCCUGUUUGAACCAUGGACAUCAGGGUCUACACUCUUCAUCCAUCAUCUGCCCCAGUUUGACCCCAAGGUCAUUCAACAGACAUUGUUCAAAUACCCCAUCACCCGGUGCCUUGCUGCGCCAGCUGUGUAUCGAAUGAUUCUACAGCAGAUUUCUACCAGUCUCAGGUUCCCUGCCCUGGAGGACUGCAUUACUGGUGGGGAGGCUCUGCUGCCAGAGGAGCAAGAGGAGUGGAGAAGACGGACAGGCGUUCUGCUCUACGAGGUCUAUGGACAGUCAGAAACAGGAAUAAGUUGUGGCACUUUACGGGGAAUGAAGAUCAAGCCAGGUUCCAUGGGGAUAAGUAUCCCCCCCUUCGACAUCCAGAUCAUUGAUGAGAAGGGCAACAUCCUGCCGCUCAACACUGAAGGCAACAUUGGCAUCAGGAUCAAGCCAACCAAGCCCAUGGGCCUCUUCAUGUGCUAUGAGGACAACCCAGUAAAGACUGCAGAAGUGGAGUGUGGGGACUUUUACAACACUGGGGAUAGAGCAACUAUGGAUGAAGAGGGCUACAUAUGGUUCCUUGGGAGGAAUGAUGACAUCAUCAAUUCCUCUGGGUACCGAAUCGGGCCAGCAGAGGUGGAGAAUGCCCUGGCCGAACAUCCAGCAGUGGCUGAAUCAGCUGUGGUGAGCAGCCCAGACCCGAUUCGAAAGGAGGUGGUGAAGGCAUUUAUUGUCCUGACCCCGGAAUUCCUCUCCCGUGACCGGGACCAGCUCACCCAGGAGCUGCAGCAGCAUGUGAAGUCAGUGACAGCCCCAUAUAAGUACCCGAGGAAGGUGGAAUUUGUCCCAGAGCUGCCCAAAACCAUCACUGGCAAGAUUAAGAGAAGUGAACUUCGGAAAAAGGAGUUUGGUCAGAUGUAAUCAGCAAAACACUCAGAAACCACUCUGUAAUCUUGACCACAUCCUUGACUGCCUCAGUUUCCCCACUAUGGAGAGGGUGAGGAGGGGAAUGUAGAGCACUGUUUUGUAGCAUCAGGAGUGCCGAUGUUCUAGCAUUUUUGUUCUCUUAAAUUAAUAUGUUAUUGUCUUCCCUCCACAUCCCUGGGUAAGUGCUCCAAAUGUGGUCUGGUAAUAAAACAUUGACAUCAGCAUCCGA
Acinonyx jubatus (cheetah) is the source of this 2744-nucleotide messenger RNA. RefSeq names its product acyl-coenzyme A synthetase ACSM1, mitochondrial-like. NCBI's taxonomy places the organism in Eukaryota, Metazoa, Chordata, Mammalia, Carnivora, Felidae. Bases 776 to 2509 code for a protein of 577 amino acids. Gene Ontology annotation, molecular function: fatty-acyl-CoA synthase activity; fatty acid ligase activity. Gene Ontology annotation, cellular component: mitochondrial matrix. Gene Ontology annotation, biological process: fatty acid biosynthetic process; acyl-CoA metabolic process. The record is from RefSeq and is a predicted model, not a curated record. The transcript is spliced from 16 exons.